GGCGAGAGGCGGCGGUGGCGGCGGCGAAAGAGGAGGGGAGGACGGGGGCGGCGUCGGACUGGAGCCGAUCGGCGGUGCGAGCUGCCCGGGGCGCAGUCGUGAGCUCGCCCGCCGGGCCCCCACCCCUAAGCUACACCCUGCCGUGCCCAGCUCUGCCCGCGUCCGUGCCCCCGCGGGGAGCGCGCCGGGGCUGCCCCCCGAAUGACGGGCGGAAGGUUCGACUUCGACGAUGGCGGCACCUACUGCGGCGGCUGGGAGGAGGGCAAGGCGCACGGGCAUGGCAUCUGCACGGGGCCCAAGGGCCAGGGCGAGUACUCUGGCUCCUGGUCGCACGGCUUCGAGGUGGUCGGAGGCUACACCUGGCCCAGCGGCAACACCUACCAGGGCUACUGGGCGCAGGGCAAGCGGCACGGGCUGGGGGUGGAGACGAAGGGCAAGUGGAUGUACCGGGGGGAGUGGUCACAUGGUUUCAAGGGGCGCUACGGGGUCCGGCAGAGCCUGUGCACCCCCGCCCGCUACGAGGGUACCUGGAGUAACGGGCUGCAGGACGGGUACGGCGUGGAGACCUACGGGGACGGAGGUACCUACCAGGGCCAGUGGGCUGGAGGCAUGCGGCACGGCUACGGCGUGCGCCAGAGCGUGCCAUAUGGCAUGGCCACGGUGAUCCGCUCCCCGCUCCGCACCUCGCUGGCCUCACUGCGCAGUGAGCAGAGCAAUGGUAGCGUUCUGCACGAUGCUGCUGCCGCUGCUGCAGACAACCCAGCUGGCACCAGAGGCGGCUUCGUGCUCAACUUCCACGCGGACACGGAGCUGGGCAAGAAGAAGGGCGGCCUCUUUCGACGGGGGUCCCUCCUUGGCAGCAUGAAACUCCGCAAGUCCGAAUCCAAGUCUUCCAUCUCCAGCAAGCGCAGCUCGGUCCGCAGCGAUGCAGCCAUGAGCAGAAUCAGUUCCAGUGAUGCCAACUCCACCAUCAGCUUCGGUGACGUCGACUGUGAUUUUUGCCCUGUGGAAGAUCAUGUGGAUGCCACCACCACGGAAACCUACAUGGGCGAGUGGAAGAAUGAUAAGCGCAAUGGCUUCGGUGUCAGCGAGCGCUCCAAUGGCAUGAAGUACGAAGGCGAGUGGGCCAAUAACAAGAGGCAUGGGUACGGCUGCACCGUGUUUCCCGAUGGCUCCAAGGAAGAGGGAAAGUACAAAAAUAAUAUCCUAGUCCGUGGAAUAAGGAAGCAGCUUAUACCAAUAAGAAAUACAAAAACUAGGGAGAAGGUGGAUAGAGCGAUUGAAGGCGCGCAAAGGGCUGCCGCCAUGGCCAGAACCAAGGUGGAAAUAGCAAACUCAAGGACCGCACAUGCCAGAGCAAAGGCUGACGCUGCUGACCAGGCUGCACUGGCUGCCCGCCAGGAGUGUGAUAUCGCGAGAGCCGUGGCCAGAGAGCUGUCGCCUGAUUUCUACCAACCAGGCCCUGAUUAUAUCAAACAAAGAUUUCAGGAGGGGGUAGACGUUAAAGAAAAUCCAGAAGAAAAGGUACCAGAAAAGCCACCAUCACCAAAGGAAUCCCCACAUUUUUAUCGCAAAGGCACGACACCCCCCAGGUCCCCUGAAGCAAGUCCCAAACAGAGUCACUCUCCCCAGCCCUCCUCCCCAAAGCCCACGAGGAAACAGAACCCCAGCUCAGGGGCCAGACUCAGUCAAGAGAGAAGGAGCAUGACCGAGGAGCAGGUGACAGCCAUUGUCAAUAAGCCCUUGAUGUCAAAGGCUCCUUCAAAGGAACUCGGAGCAACCGUGCCCAAGUACUCUGGCCGCCACCAUGUCCCCAACCCCAGCAACGGGGAGCUGCACUCUCAGUAUCAUGGCUACUAUGUGAAACUGAACACGCCCCAGCAUCCUCCAGAAGACGGGGAGGAUGAGAGUGGAGCCAGCCAGUCCUCCUCAGCAUUGGUACACAGGCCGUCACCUAACAAGUGGAGUCCCUCUCAAUCUGGGACAAAACCAGUUGCCAAAGAAAGCAAAGCUGAGCCUAAAGCCAAGAAGUCUGAACUUGCUAUACCAAAGAAUCCAGCAAGCAGUGAUUCCUGCCCUUCGGAAAAAGAAGCCAAUUCAGGCCCUAAUUCGGUCAUGAUUGUCCUGGUCAUGCUGUUGAAUAUCGGGUUGGCCAUUCUUUUUGUUCACUUUCUGACUUGAUUGGAAUGAGGAAAGCCCCAUCCGGCGAAGUUCUUGGCAUUGGCUACUCCAUCUGUCCUAGCAGAGUGUGACUAAACUGGAAAUGUAUGGACCUGCAAUUUUUUUUUUUUUUUGAUGGAAGUCAACAGCUGCCUUACUAUUUUACCGUCUGACGUUUUUAGUAGGGAGCUGGGGAGAGAAGACCGCCCAAGGAAUGCCGUCUGAGGAUUGUGUUGCGGUGGGCACGGUUUCAGCCUUCACUCCUGUCUCAUUAGAAGAAGUAGGUAGCAGCGUCACUCAGUAGUCUUCUGCGGUGACCUGCUGCUGUGACAUCUCCUGGAAUGUUCUGGGAGGGAACGUUUCCUUUGCUUGUGCACGACCCUGCUCAUUUUCGCUGUUUAUUUAAAUGUGAUGCACAAUCAUCUUCCACCUGCAGCCCUGGCUGGAUGAAAACACACAGGUUGCAUCUCAAGGAAAAGCAGCAACAAAAGACUAGUUAAAAAGGAGAAACAUAGUGUUUAUUUUAAUAGCAAUACAUCAUUUUCAUGUUGUUUAUUCUUUCUAAACCCAUCAAAGGCUAUUUAUUAAAAAUGUAGUCAUCUGAAGGUACUAUACCUUCCAAAGACAUAAUUUAAUUUUAAAUAUUUUUAACAUCACUGAGGUGAGUUGUGGAUGCACUCAGGAGGUGCUUAAUUUUAAAAGCUGAAAGACAACAGGAUACUAAGGAGUGUAGUCAAAACGUUGCAUGGAUUGCAGUCAUCAGUGGUUAAGGGUUCGGUUUCAUUGCUGACGUACGUUACAACCAAAUAAAAUGUUGUCAGUGGCUAUGUUAAUUCCUAUGAAAGUUAAGCAAGAGCCUAUUAAUAGCCACCCUUCUCUUUCUCCGCCCUGCCCCUCCCCACCCUCAAAUUUUGGUUGAAUGCAUUCAGGUAGAUAGAAGCUUCCUUAAGUCGCUGCUCCUCGAUUCUCUGCCCUCCACACUUUUCAAAGUUGUUUUGUAAUCUUCUUUUAAACUUUAAAAGACAUAGACGGUUUUGUUUUAAAUAUUUGUCUUUUGCUGUCCUGUUUUGUUCUGACAUUGAUUUUUUUCUAUUAUAUAAUUUACUCAGAAGCAUGCUUACCUAGAGAAACUAUAUGAUCUUUAUAAAAAAUAAUUAUUUAAAAAGAAAUCAGGGGAGGAAAAAGGUAUGUCUGAGUCUCUCAAGGGUGUUACCUUAUGGAGGGGGAUCUCUUCAUCUAACAUGGAUGUUAGCCAUGAUGUCAUGGUGUCAGCCAUGAUGUCAUGGUGUCAGCCAUGAUGCCAUGGUGUCAGCCGAGUCUCUCCGCGCCCAGCUGCCUCUUUAGUGUGGAAGAGACGGUGUGUGUAACUCCAGGUCAGCACAGGUGUGGGCUGCAUGCUUCGUCACUUGCAGGGUAGUGACCCAGUGGCGAUUUUUUUGCACAAGUGCAAUAGAGUAAUUCCUGGGUGUGACCAAGACGGGUUAAAGAAGGCAGAAAGAGAGCAGGUGAAAAUAAAAUUACAACUUGUAUAUUUAUUUUUUACAUUUUGCUUUGACUUUUAAAUUUAGAAAGUCCAUUUUUACUCAAGAACAAACUGAGUCCCUAUGUCAGUCUCCACAUUAUCCCCACCCCUUCCUACCCCUGUAGCUCCGUAUGCUGGGAAGGCGGAUUUUUUUUUUAAAGAAAAUAGAAUAUUUAAUCUUAUUAAGUGUUUAUUUAAAUGUGUAAUGAAUGCUUUGAAAAGAAUGGGCAACAGAGGACUAAAGGAUGUUUAUAAAGUGAGCAUGUUGGCUCCAUUUAUAAAUAUAUAUAUGAUUUAUAAGCUUUUUUAAAACAAAGCUCAAAUUGUGGGUAUUUUUCUAAAAUGUGCACAGCUGUAUUUUCCAUGAAGGAUCUUUCUAAUAGGUUGUUAUACUGUACUCUACAUUUUGGACAGCACAUGAAGUCUGCCAAUGUACUUAAUAAAACAUGACUUUGUUUAUUUCAAGUUUCUUGCUGUGAAAAAGAACUCCCUACCAGUGAGUUCCUUAAUUUAUAAUCCUUGAAACCAAAAUGUAUAAUGUACAGUUUCCACAACUGUAACUGCUCUAAUAAAAAUGUUGGUUAUUAAUAAA
Messenger RNA from Peromyscus maniculatus bairdii (prairie deer mouse), 4274 nucleotides. It is a transcript of the gene Jph1, whose product is annotated as junctophilin 1. The record is from RefSeq and is a predicted model, not a curated record. Lineage: Eukaryota; Metazoa; Chordata; Mammalia; Rodentia; Cricetidae. Gene Ontology annotation, cellular component: junctional membrane complex; endoplasmic reticulum membrane; sarcoplasmic reticulum.